GGAAGGGUGUCAGGUUUCGAGCCAAACAAGCAAUACAAGCUAUCUCGCCUCAUCUCCGACGAAGAGCAGAUCCCAGGAUAUUAACAGAUACCAACAAUGGGGAAGAAGCGAGUCCUCGUUGGCUACGGCAUCGACGUCGAUGCUGUUAGUGGAUGGAUCAACACUCGAGAUGGCUCACCAGCCAACCCCACCGACGUGUCUCGUGGUGUCUUCGGUGCCACCGUGGGCAUUGACCGACUGUUGAGGCUGUGGGACAAGUACGGCAUCAAGACGACCUGGUUCGUGCCGGCUCAUUCGAUCGAGACUUUCCCGGAUCAACUGGCAAAGGUCAGAGACGCAGGUCACGAAAUAGGAUUACACGGCUACACGCACGAGUUUGUGUCGACCCUGAACGAGCAGCAACAGCGGGACGUCCUGACCAAGUCGAUCCACGUGCUGACCGAGUUUAUUGGCAAGAAACCGCGAGGCUGGACGGCUCCGGCGUGGUCGACGUCACGGGAGACGAUCAAGCUUCUCGAAGAGUUUGGCGUCGAAUACGACCACUCGUUCAUGCACCACGACUCGCAACUCUACUACUGCCCGACCGGCGACGAGGAAUGGACCGAGACCGACACAUCGCUAGACGCAUCCGAAUGGAUGAAGCCCAUGAGCGCCCUCAAGCCUUCCCAGGUGGUCGAAGUCCCGGCCAACUGGCACCUGGACGACUGGCCGCCGUUUCAACUCUCGUUGAAGCAGGCCUCGACCCACGGCUUCGUCGACCCGUACGUCAUCGAACGACUUUGGAAGGACCAGUUUUCCUUUCUGUACCGGGAGUACGACACUUUCGUCUUUCCCAUGAGCAUCCACCCUCAGGUCAGCGGUAAGCCUCAAGUGGUACUCAUGCACGAGCGCAUCAUUGAGUGGAUCAACGAGCACGACGGCGUCGAAUGGGUCACCAUGGAAAAGAUGGUCGACGAGUUCAAGGCCGGCAAACUAUCCGGCGUCGAGGUCAAGGGAGGUAAGCCUUAGAAAUCGACUAUAGUGGGAACACAGGAAAGCCAGGUCAUACAUACAGACAAUAAUCUCCGGAGAUUCAAGCAAUAAUCUUGACUGAGGUCGAGUGUUCA
This is a messenger RNA of Exophiala viscosa, 1106 nucleotides long. RefSeq names its product glucose 1-dehydrogenase. Bases 97 to 1008 code for a protein of 303 amino acids. The transcript has 3 exons. Gene Ontology annotation, molecular function: hydrolase activity, acting on carbon-nitrogen (but not peptide) bonds. The record is from RefSeq and is a predicted model, not a curated record. NCBI's taxonomy places the organism in Eukaryota, Fungi, Ascomycota, Eurotiomycetes, Chaetothyriales, Herpotrichiellaceae. Gene Ontology annotation, biological process: carbohydrate metabolic process.